This is a messenger RNA of Lipotes vexillifer (Yangtze River dolphin), 1650 nucleotides long. RefSeq names its product coiled-coil domain containing 60 (gene CCDC60). Bases 1 to 1650 code for a protein of 549 amino acids. NCBI's taxonomy places the organism in Eukaryota, Metazoa, Chordata, Mammalia, Artiodactyla, Lipotidae. The record is from RefSeq and is a predicted model, not a curated record. The transcript is spliced from 14 exons.
AUGACCAAGGUACCAGCCACCAAGAAGAUACAGAGUUCCCCUGCCUCGGGGGCCCUCUGGCCCUUUUGUGCCUCAGAUCUUCUAAGGCAGGUCCCCGACAAACCAACGAGGAGCAUCAGGUAUAUGGAGAAGGAUGUAAUAAACUUCAAGAAAGACCUUACACGAAGCCGCAUCUUGAUUCAGUGGGUGAAGACUGGCCGUGGAUACUUUACUAUUCUGAGGAAGGAGAGUGCAUUGAAAAAGAAGCAACAACAACUUCAGAAACUCAAAGAGGAAGAAAGAAAUAUAUUCCAGCCAGCCAAAGAGAUGUCAGAUAGCCAGUAUGGGGAUAUUCUUUUGACCACAAACGGGGACGAGAAGAUGAAGAAGGUGGGGAUGGGAGUCCUCCUGUGUCCGUUCACCCCCGUGCACAGCUGCAUCAUUGCGCCCUCGCUGCCUGAGGCUCACGUUGAGCCCAUCUUCCGCCAGCUCUGUGCCCUCCACUGGCUCCUGGAGGCCCUGACUAUCGACCACACCCACCACACCAUGAAGCCGGUGGUCACCUGCUGGAAUCCGAAGGACCCAGGUGGAAGCAAGAGCACAAUAAAAAAAAUCAAUAAGGACAAGUCCAUGGGACAGAGGUGGGAGCGCUUCAUCACAGCCCCAAAGACCAAGAGAUUCAAGGUUCCUGUAGCACGUGUCACCAGCCGCAAACCAAGCCGGCGAGGGUCCACCCUCAGUCUGUCUCGGACAAGUGGAGGGUCAUCCCCCCAGAGCAGCAUGGUCUCCGUGAACCCGGGCUCAGAUGAGCCCCAGAGUGUGAUCACCCAGGCGACAGGCAGCAAGGACGUUGAGGACAGUGAAUCGUCUUCGGCCAAGCCCGAAGAAGAACCUCUCCAUGUCAAUCUGCAGAAGCUCCUGGAGAUGGUUCGGGAAGAUGCUCAGAGAACAGUCACAGUGGCAAAUGGGAUGCAAAAACAAGCGGCCAGUAUCUUCUCAAUGCUCAGACAAAACAAGAGUGAUUCUGCCUAUAAAGACAUGCAGACCACCCGCAAAUCAAGUGACAGAUCCAGUAGUACAAGUGGAGACAGCCACUCCCAGGUGCUCCAGAAGAAGUCUAAAAGCCGCACCAACCGUGACAUCAUCCACUGCAAGAGUGGGGUGUGUAACGCCAUGAGGGCCAAGUUUAACAGUGUGGCCCAGGAGGCUGGCCUCUGUCUACAGGACAAGAUGGAAAUCCUCAUGAAGCGCCAAGAAGAAAGAGGUCUCCAGAAGUUCCGUUCUUUUGACCUUGUCUCAAAUUUCCAAAAGGAUGUAGCAAAAAUGAGACACCACAUCUCCAUGGUAAAAGGAGAUGCAGAAGAAAUUGCACACCACUGGUACUUGGACCUGCUGUCCAAACUUCCUGAGGAUCUGAAGAAUUUCCGCCCUGCCAAAAAGAUCCUGGCGAAACUGCAGAAGUUUGGGGAAAAUCUGGACCUGAGGAUCCGGCCGCAUGUUCUCUUGAAGGUGCUGCAGGACAUGAGGCCCUGGGAGCUGUGCUCUCCGGACAUCGCGGUGGCUGUCGAGUUUGUGCGAGAACACAUCAUCCAUAUGCCUCAAGAGGACUAUAUCAACUGGCUGCAGGACCGAAUCAACGUCCCCAUCCGGCCCCACAGUGCCCAGAGGUAG